ACCGAAAUGUGGAUGAAUCGACUAACUUGGCCUGGAAUGGCAUCGUUCAAGUCUGCAGCGAAAGUUAAAUUUGCCACUAAGUCUUAUCCUCUCGCAGGUUUUAAGAAGAGAUACAAUAACUUAUCCUUCUAUCUGAUUCUCAGAGGAGGACAUAUGGUAGCCUAUGACACACCGGAGGCGGCUCUGCACGUUGUUCAGCAGAUCUUGAAAGACUAUGGUUCAUAA
This is a messenger RNA of Strongylus vulgaris, 225 nucleotides long. Lineage: Eukaryota; Metazoa; Nematoda; Chromadorea; Rhabditida; Strongylidae. The record is from the annotation of a GenBank genome assembly.